CUAUAACUUGUACUUGUUACUCCUUGAGCAGCAGGGCUGGACGUGCUGCAGAAAAAGAGAGAGUUGCAUCUGUUCAACAAGAAGUUAGAAGAGUGACAAAUGAUUGUGAGUGCUGGACUGAACACUGUUUGUACGAUAACUGGAUACGUCGGCUUCAGGUGACAGAGAGGGGUUAAUGUUACAAGCUCGUCCCCAUUCUGUGCCAAUCACCUGUGUGUGAAAGAUAUAGAUCGACGCAGAGAACAAGGGAGAAACGAGCAGAGAGCAAAAGCAUCUCCCAGGCAGUCCUUGCAUCUCUCAGUGCUGGGCGCAUAAUCUGACGGAGCAAGAUAGCAGCUGGAUGCUAGGAGCAACAGGAUGAAGAGGUACCAAGGAAAUCAUCUGCAGCAGCCUGUAACACCUGACCUGUUAAUGAGUCCCAGUGACCGCGAUGAAACAGAAUUUGACAUAGAAUACCCAGAGGACCGAGGAAAUUGGACAGGCAAAUUAGAUUUCCUGCUCUCUUGCAUUGGAUACUGCGUAGGACUUGGGAAUGUGUGGAGAUUUCCAUACAGAGCAUACACCAAUGGGGGAGGAGCCUUUCUCAUACCUUACUUCCUUAUGUUAGCCAUCUGUGGAAUUCCUCUUUUCUUCAUGGAGUUGUCCCUUGGACAAUUCUCCAGCCUUGGCCCUCUUGCGGUGUGGAAGAUAUGUCCACUUUUUAAAGGUGUUGGAAUGGGCAUGCUCCUAAUUGUGGCUCUAGUGGCCAUCUACUACAACAUGAUAAUAGCCUAUGUGUUGUUCUACCUCUUCGCCUCCCUGACAAACAGCCUGCCCUGGGAGCACUGUGGCAACUGGUGGAACUCUGAACUCUGCCUGGAUCACCAUGUGCUGAGGACCAGCAACUCCACACUGUCUAUCAACAUCACUGACACGGUCAGCCCAAGCGAAGAAUAUUGGAGUCGCUAUGUUCUGCACAUACAAGGAAGCUCAGGCAUUGGGAGUCCAGGUCAAAUACGAUGGAACUUAUGUCUUUGUCUACUUCUUUCCUGGAUCAUUGUGUAUCUCUGCAUCUUAAAAGGAGUGAAAUCCUCUGGCAAAGUUGUAUAUUUCACAGCCACCUUUCCCUAUAUUAUACUGGUUAUGCUGCUAAUUCGAGGAGUCACAUUGGAUGGAGCCUGGAUAGGAAUCAAAUUCUACCUAACCCCUCAGUUUCACCACUUGCUAGGAUCAAAGGUUUGGAUAGAAGCAGCAUUACAGAUAUUUUACUCCCUUGGUGUUGGAUUCGGCGGUCUCCUUACUUUUGCCUCGUACAAUACGUUCCAUCAGAACAUUUACAGGGACACAUUUAUUGUUACUCUGGGGAAUGCCUUCACUAGUAUACUAGCUGGAUUUGCUAUCUUCUCAGUGCUUGGUUAUAUGUCUAAUGAACUGGGGGUUCCUGUGGACCAAGUGGCAAAAGCAGGUCCAGGACUGGCAUUCGUUGUGUACCCACAAGCUAUGACCAUGCUUCCGCUUGCUCCUUUCUGGUCAUUUUUAUUUUUCUUCAUGCUACUGACCCUUGGUCUGGAUAGCCAGUUUGCAUUCAUGGAAACUAUUGUGACAGCCAUCACGGAUGAGUUCCCUUACUAUCUGAGACCUAAGAAAGCUUUCUUCUCUGCAAUUAUCUGCAUAAUUCUGUUCCUGUUUGGGUUGAUCCUUACAACUGAGGGAGGAAUGUAUUGGUUGGUGUUAUUGGAUGACUACAGUGCUGGAUUUGGCCUCUUGGUUUUAGUAAUCUCCUUCUGCGUUGUGGUCUCGCGGAUUUAUGGAGUCAAGAAUUUUUGCAGAGAUAUACAAAUGAUGCUUGGGUUCAAGCCUGGUAUUUAUUUUAAAGCAUGCUGGGCAUUUCUCUCCCCAGUGACAUUGCUGGUACUCUUGGGAUACAGUAUCCUGAAAUAUCAGCCCUCGCAGUAUGGAAAUUAUAAGUUCCCCUUAUGGGCAGAAGCUGUGGGGAUACUUAUGGGCCUCCUCUCCUGCAUGAUGAUUCCUAUUGGGAUGUUGGUUGCAGUACUGAAGGAAGAAGGGACACUGUUAGAGAGAAUAAGGCAAGCCAGCAGGCCAGCUAUCGACUGGGGUCCUUCAAUGGAAGAAAACAGGACAGGCCUGUAUGUAAAUACGUUGGCCGGUAGCCAGUCUCCCAAACCUUUGAUGGUUCACAUGCGCAAAUAUGGAGGAAUCACAAGUUAUGAAAACACAGCUAUUGAAGUGGACAAAGAGAUAGACGAGGAGUCCAUGAUGUGA
Messenger RNA from Bombina bombina (fire-bellied toad), 2262 nucleotides. RefSeq names its product solute carrier family 6 member 7 (gene SLC6A7). The coding region runs from base 358 to 2262 and encodes 634 amino acids. The record is from RefSeq and is a predicted model, not a curated record. Gene Ontology annotation, cellular component: membrane. The transcript has 16 exons. Gene Ontology annotation, biological process: sodium ion transmembrane transport. Lineage: Eukaryota; Metazoa; Chordata; Amphibia; Anura; Bombinatoridae. Gene Ontology annotation, molecular function: L-proline transmembrane transporter activity.